AUGCCACACAUCGAAGAGCUGCCAACGACGGCAAAGGCAGCAGCUCCGGGCUGGAGCUAUGUCGUCGACACUGGAUACGAUCCCUCCAAAGCGGCCAUCAACCCUGCAAGUCGCAAGCGCGUGCGCGCCUCGGCCGCCGGCCUCAGUCAAGGCGAUCUCACCAUCCGCCAACAGACGGCCAUCCAACGACAUCUAGAUGACCUCGACAAGGACAGCCACAAGCCCGUCAACAUCGCCCCGCCCAAGUCGAACCGCCGUCAGACUCAGAACACGCGCCGCAUCCUCGCUUCGGGAAAGGACUUUUCACAUUACCUGGACCAGGACGAAGCUGCUCUGGCGCUGAAACAGCACCAUGGCCCGGAACCCGACAUAGAACCCCCGAAAGCACCACAAAGGGCCAGUAAGACGCCCAUUGCGAGACGCAAACCACAACCAACUCCCACGGCUGUCGAAGCCAGUCCCGCUCCGACUCAACAACUGCCCAAUGCUGCUUCUACCACUCCGUCGGCGCCUCUGAUCCCUUCUUUCCUCAAGCCUUAUCUCGUCGACUCUGCCGCCGACUCGAACAAAGUACAACACGAUUCUCUGCUUUCGCCGCCAGCUCCACUCACAGCUACUACGGCUGAACUCGAGGCUUUGCUCUCAGCACCACAACUCUCGUACAAUGCUGCACGCUCUGCACCCAGUCCCGCUACUGCUCCACCACAGAGACUUUUCUGUGAGAUGUGCGGAUACUGGGGCCGCGUCAGAUGCUUGAAGUGUGGUUCCCGUGUCUGCGGCCUCGAGUGCAAGAGCGCUCAUGAAGAGAGCAGAUGCAUCCGCUUCUGA
Aureobasidium vineae is the source of this 828-nucleotide messenger RNA. NCBI's taxonomy places the organism in Eukaryota, Fungi, Ascomycota, Dothideomycetes, Dothideales, Saccotheciaceae. The record is from the annotation of a GenBank genome assembly.